AUGUAUGAUUAUUCACUUUUCUACAAGAAGACAACUGAAUCAACAAUAUAUGUGGCAGUAUAUGUAGAUGAUGUAAUACUGAUAGGAACAAACAAGGAGGAGAUAGAGGAACUGAAGGCAUUCCUACAUAAAAGUUUCAAGAUUAAAUACUUGGGUAAGCUCCACUAUUUUCUGGGUCUCGAAAUAUUCUAUAAAGCUGAUGGAGUUGUAAUUUCACAAAGAAAGUUUGUGCUUGAUUUGCUAAAAGAGUACAACUGCAUAGAUUAUAGUAGCCUAGCCUCUCCACUUGAUCCAACGGUGAAGUCGAAAGCUAAAGAGGGGACUGCAUUAACUGAUCCCACCUAUUACAGAAAGCUGGUUGGGAAAUUGAACUUUCUCACCAACACAAGAAUAGACAUAGCCUAUAGUGUACAAUAUCUUAGCCAAUUCAUGCAAGAUCCAAGAGAACCCCACUUGAAAGCAGCCUUUCACCUGCUUAGAUACUUGAAGGGUGACCCCUCCAUGGGAAUAUUCAUGUCACAUGAUCCAAACUAUAAUGUUAGAGCCUAUUGUGAUUCUGAUUGGGCUGCUUGCCCAGACUCAAGGAAAUCAGUGAGUGGUUACUUAAUUCUAUUAGGGAACAGUCCUAUAUGUUGGAAAUCUAAGAAACAAGAGACCAUUUCAUUGUCAUCAGCAGAGGCAGAGUAUAGGGCACUAAAAAAAGUAGUAGGGGAAUUGGUGUGGCUGUGCAGAUUACUUGAAGAGCUCAAUGUGUCCUUUGGUAAACCAGUAGAAGUCUUUUGUGAUAGCCAAUCAGCUCUACAUAUAGCAAGAAAUCCUGUGUUUCAUGAGCGGACAAAACACAUAGAAGUGGAUUGUCACUUUGUCAGAAGCAAGCUACAAGAGGGACUUAUCUCACUUCAGCAUGUAGCAACAGACAAUCGGUUGGCUGAUGUCCUUACCAAGGUUCUAACAGGAGUGAAGCACUCAGCAAUUUUGAGCAAGUUGGCAGUGUACACAACAUCUCCAACUUGA
Nicotiana tabacum (common tobacco) is the source of this 1014-nucleotide messenger RNA. The record is from RefSeq and is a predicted model, not a curated record. NCBI's taxonomy places the organism in Eukaryota, Viridiplantae, Streptophyta, Magnoliopsida, Solanales, Solanaceae.